Ananas comosus (pineapple) is the source of this 5709-nucleotide messenger RNA. RefSeq lists its product as uncharacterized. The record is from RefSeq and is a predicted model, not a curated record. Lineage: Eukaryota; Viridiplantae; Streptophyta; Magnoliopsida; Poales; Bromeliaceae. Gene Ontology annotation, molecular function: protein binding. The transcript is spliced from 11 exons. Bases 81 to 5408 code for a protein of 1775 amino acids.
CUCUCUCUCUCUCUCUCUCUCAAGCGAACGAGUUAAUUAGGGUUUCUUCUCGCCUCCGAGCUCCGCCUCCGCCUCCGCCCAUGGCCGAUCGCAACAAUGCCGAUUCACGCCGCCACCUCGCCGUGGUGACCCCGCCCCCGCCCCCUAUCCCCAAAGACGUACAUGGAACUGACAAUCUUCCUCUUUCUCCUCAGUGGCUUCUGCCAAAACCUGGGGAAAAUAAACUUGGGACUGCACCUAGGGAUUUCAAUCAAUAUGGUACUCAGCCAGAUACUGUGAAAAAUGGUGAAGACCUUAACAAUACUGGAAAGAGAAGGGAUGUUUUCAGGCCUUCAAUGCAUGAUGGUGAAACUGGGCGCCACGAUCGGUGGCGUGAUGAAGAAAGGGAGCCAAACUCUGCUAUUCGUCGAGAGCGCUGGAGGGAUGUCGAUAAGGUUGAACGCUGGUCGGACAAUUCCUCUAGACAUUCUGGUGAAUCUCGCCGUGCCAUGUGGAGUGAUUCUGGUAACAAGGAAGGCAAUUAUGAUCAACGCCGUGAGAACAAGUGGAACACUCGUUGGGGGCCUGAUGAUAAGGAGCCUGAGAGCUGGCGUGAGAAGUGGGCCGACCCCUCUCAUCUUUCAAGUCACGGAAAGGACACAAACAACCUUCAUGAAAAGGAUACAGACAGAGAAGACCAUUAUUCUCGGCAAAGGAGGUCAAACUAUUCUGUCAGCCGUGGCAGGGGAGAUCCUGUUUAUCCCCCAUCUCAGACACCACAGAAACCGUCCACUGUGUUUGGCUAUGGUAGAGGGAGAACAGAAAAUGAGAGUCCUGUAACUAUUAGUGCUCGUGGGAAGCUUAACUCUAACAGUACUGUAAAUAGUGGUUCUUCGCGGCCAUUUCACCUAGGUUCUGCGCUUGACAAGUCUGAUAGUGCGCCUGGAAAUCCCUGUGUUAAAUAUAGUAGGAUGAAAUUGCUAGAUGUAUACAGGGUUACUGAUCUUAAAAAAGUUAGAGCAAAUCUAGAUGGUUUCAUUGAAGUUCCUCCUUUGACAGAACUGGAACCAUUGGAGCCAUUGGCACUUUCGGCUCCUACUUCCGAAGAAUCAGUUAUUUUGAAAGGCAUCGACAAAGGUGAUAUCAUAAGCAGUGGUGUACCUCAGGGUUCCAAAGAUGGCUCUGUUGGCAGGAAUAUCUCUGAUGCAAUUCCACCAAAACAAGCUAAAUUAGGUAGUAGGGAAGAUAGGCCUGCUGCCAUGGAUGACUAUAAAGAUGACAAUACUGACAAUAUGAAAGGUACCCAUUUCGGCUCCUUUGAGAGUUCAUUAGGUGAAAAACAAUUACAGCACCAUGGCUCUGAACAGAGAGUGGGAUUAAAUCUGAGGCAGUACUCAUUCCAGGAGAAAACACAGAAUGCUGACGGUAUUCUUGAAAACCCUGAUAAGCCAGCCAUUAUAGAAGCAUCUAGGCCGGAAAUUUCUCCAUCACUUUAUGUUGCCGGACCAAGGAGAUCUCAAUCGGUUGGAGAUUAUGCACUGGGCUCAUCUCAUGAUUGGAAAGAGUUCUCUACUGAAAACGGACCACGGACAUCUGAAAUGAGCUGGUCUCAGUUACAAAAGGAUGAAUCUCACUGGCAAAAAGAUGAAGGAUUUGGUCCACAGCCAGACCCAAAAAAUGACCCCAAGAUUAAGAGGCAAUUAUCUGAUGUCUUGAAUAGAGAGGGUAAAUCUAGUAUCAUGCUAGGGCAUGAAGACUCUUAUAAUAGAAGGUUGCAAGCACAUCCUUCUCCAGAAGAGCUUUCUUUAUAUUAUAAAGACCCACAAGGCCAAAUUCAAGGCCCUUUCUCUGGAAGCGACUUAAUCGGGUGGUUUGAGGCGGGGUAUUUUGGUAUUGAUUUGCUAGUUCGGCUGUCAAGUGCUCCACCUGAUGCUCCUUUCUCUUUACUUGGGGAUGUUAUGCCCCACCUACGAGCGAAGGCAAGGCCCCCACCAGGCUUUGGCACUGCUGCCAAGCCUAAUGAAUUGUCAGAGAUUUCCAUUCCCUCAAAAUUUGCUGGUUCUACAAAUAUUCAUGCGGGCAUGGGGGAUGUUGAUAUUCUCAACAAUGGGUCCAGAAUCAGGAAAGAUGCUGCAACUGAAGCACAAAACCGGUUCAUAGAGUCAUUAAUGUCUGGCAGCAUAAGCAGUUCCCCAUUAGAGAAAAUAGCUCUUACUGGAGGUAUGCAAGAAUAUGGUGGGAGCAGUGCAGUGGGUGGUGAAAGUGAGAAUGAUGUGAAUUAUCUCUUGGCCCAGAGAAGAUUGUUGGAAAGGCAGAAAUCUUCAUCAAAUUCUCUUCAAUUUUGGCCAGGAAGAGAUGUCACACAGAUGGUACCAAAUAUAAAUGCAGUCUCUGAUUCGUCUCCUUUGCACUCGAAGUUGCUUCCUCCCAUGGGAGACGCUUCUCGCCAGAUCCUUCAAUCUCCUCAACAAGUGGACUUGCUAUCCAUCCUCCACUCAGCAGCAGAUAAACCUCAAAACCCAGCUAUAUCUGGAUUACCUUUAUGGUCGAAUUUCCCCGAAGCUCGAAACAUGAGUAACACAUUACACGGUAAUGGCAUGGGAAUCUCUCAGAACCCAAUAAGCAUGCAACACAAUCUAAAUAUACCUCCACAAAUUGGGGUGGGUAAUCAACAGCAAAGGUUGCUGCAACAAAACCAACCACCUUUGCCUCAUUUAAGCCCUCAACCUAUUGAUAUUGCUCCUGCCUUGCUUCCACCAGACAAGCUACCCUCUGAAAUUCCUCAAGAUCCACAAUUAUUAAGCUUAUUGCAACAGCAGUAUCUUCUGUCACAACUGCAGAUGCAGGCUCAGACUUCUGUUACCCCUCAGCUUUCUUUGCUGGAUAAGUUCUUAACGAUUAAGCAGCAGCAGGAGCAGCAAAAGCUACAAGAGCAACAGAAGCAGCAGUUGCUGCUGCAGCAACAGCAGCAGCUGCUUUCGCAGGUUCUAUCCGGGAAUCAACAUCUUCUUGAUCCUUCCUAUGGGCAAAUAGGUAAUUCUUCUCUAGAUCUUCUAGCGCUUCAAAGAGCGCAAGAGGCUCUUCAGAUCAAUCAACAGAUGUCUAUACAAAGUUUGCUCGAUCCACAACCACCUAAUCGUCCGGAUGUGAGUUUGGGUAUUUCGCCUGCAAAUUUGCCCCAUCACAUCCUCAAUCAUGUACCUUCAAAAGAAUGGGACACUUCUCUUCCACAGCAGGCUGAAAAUAUUGUGAAUGCCGAUACUGCAACAGUAUCAGCAAUGGCUGGUAGUUUGCCUCUGAUGAAAGAUAUAGAGAGAGAUGAACAGGAGGAUAUCCUGGAAAAGAACAACCAAGGGUUGGAAAAUGCUGGAGCAGAACAUAAGACACUUUCAGUGUCUCAAUCUAGUGAAGUCAUUGCCCCAGCUUGUUCUGAAGCCAAGGACACUGCUGAAUCUAAGGCCAAUGAUCCAGGAUCUUCCGAUCGUUUAACUUAUUUAUCCGAUCAGGUUCAUGAUAUGAAGCUCUCUUUGAAAGAAGUUUCAGAGCAAAUUCGUCCUGAUUCAUCUUUGGCGAAAGAAACAAAGAGCGUAGAGACACCAGAAGUAAAGAAAACUUCAGAAAAGAAAUCAAAGAAGCAAAAGAACUCGAAGGCACAAUCGGCAGCAGAUGCUGCUGGGAAAGGACAAUCAAAGACAACUCAAUCUAAAGUGGCCUCUGAAGUUGAGGGUUCAGAUGCUGUUGUCACUGCUGCUAAACCAGAAAUGCUGAAUGAUACGGAGGGAUCUGCAGCUGGGGCUUCAGUGGAGGAAGGUGAACUGGAUUUUAUAAAAGCUGAGCUACCUUCUUCCAAAAAUGAUAGUGUUCGGAAUGAAGUUGAUCGUGGGGAACUUGUUAACUUAUCAUCGAAUGCACAAACCGCUUCUAGUCAUCGCGCAUGGAAGCCUGCAUUUGGGCUUAGACCUAAAUCACUGUUGGAAAUUCAAGCUGAAGAGCAACUAAGGGCGCAGAGGGAAGCAAUGCCUGCUGAAUUUGCCAAACCAGCUGCUCCAACCAGUGUUUCAUCCUCGGUUCCUUGGAGUGGUGUAGUGCCCACUUUGGAGCCUAAAUUCAAUCCAGAUGUCACUCAACAAGUUGUGGGUAGCUCAGGAAAUGCUGCAAAUUCAAAGAGCAAGAAAAGCCCUUUGCAUGAUCUAUUGGCAGAAGAAGUCUUGGCCAAGUCAAAUGAAGUUGAAAAAGAUCUUGGUGGCAGCAAUACUAAAACAGACAUGGUAGUUCUUGAUGAUGAUGAUUUCAUCGAGGCUAAGGACUCCAAGAAAAACCGUAAAAAGGCAUCAAAGGCUAAAGGUGCUGGACUCAAGUCCCCUUCACCUGUUGGUUCACUUGAUCAAACUGCCACAUCUGUCCGUACAGAGAAGGGCAAAUCAACUCAAAAGACACAAGAGAGAGAAAUAUCACCUGCUCCUCCCUCUGGUCCAUCUCUUGGUGAUUUUGUUCUCUGGAAGGAGGAUCAAACUGUCUCUGCACCAGCUCCAGCUUGGUCCGCCGACCCUGUGAAUCUUCAAAAGCCCUUGUCCUUGAGAGAAAUUCAGAGGGAACAGGAGCGAAAGGCGGCUUCAAUCCAGCAGCAAAUCCCUAUACCGUCUGCCACAAAACAACAGCCAACGCGUGGGAAUCGCGGAAGUGGGUCUUCGUGGCAGUUUUCUGGGUCAUCUCCUUCUAAUAAGGCUGCAGCUCCCAUCCAGACCAGUUCACAUGUUUCUUCUGUUUCAAAAUCUAAAGGUGAAGAUGAUUUAUUCUGGGGUCCUCCGGAGCAGUCCAAACAGGAAGCAAAGCAGUCGGAUUUCCCAUCCCUAUCAAACCAGAGUGGCUGGGGAGUCAAAGGCAGCUUCGCGAAAGGAGCACUGUCAGUGGCACCGAGUCGUCAGAAGUCACAGAGUGGUAAAUUGCCUCUUUCUUCCCCACCCACCUCCUCUGGGUUGUCGAUUGCAAAAGGGAGCAAAGAUGCAUCAAGCAAGCAAUCAGACGCUGUGGACUUCAGGAAUUGGUGCGAAAGCGAGUGGGUCAAGCUGACAGGAACAAAUGAUACCAGCUUCUUAGAAUACUGCAUAAAGCAGUCGGCAUCAGAGGCUGAAACACUCCUGAGAGAGAACCUUGGCUCACUGGAUCGCAACUACGAGUUCAUCGAUAAGUUCCUAAAUUAUAAAGCUUUCUUAUCAUCCGAAGUUGUGGAGAUGGCCUUUCAACUUAAAAUCUCACGCCCCACGGGCGCGGACGAUGCUGAUACGGAAGCCGGAGCUGACGGUGCAGCCAAAGGGGGCGGCGGAAAGAAGAAAGCGAAGAAAGGGAAGAAGGUGAGCCUGUCGGCUCUAGGGUUUAAUGUGGUCAGCAACCGUAUUAUGAUGGGUGAGAUCCAGAACGUCGACGAUUGAGGCGGUGAGAGCGCGGGGGAGAGCGCGGGGGAUGAGUGUAUAUACAUUAUCUUUUGUUUACCCUUUCUGUAAAUGUUCAACCUUUUUUUUCUUUUUCUUUUUUUUCCCCCUUUUUUCGUGCUUUCCUGGGACCUUUCUGUCCCCAAAGGAGCCCUUCUAUAGAGCAGUAGUUGCAGGUCCGAUGUGUCAUCAGCUGAAGCGGUUUUGUGGGAACUCAUAGCAGCUCUUAAUGCUUAUUUUGAGAAAGUAAGCUUAGAAGAGGGAUUAUUAAUUCUAUUGUGUGAGCUGUUAUUUUUGCUUA